AUUUUAAUUGAGAAUGGAUUGGGCAAGAUUAGAGAUCAUUAUCCCUAUAAUUCUCAUAUUUAUAUAUUUCUUGUAUUAUAGAAAAUUUAGAUUUUAUCUCAUAGCUGAAAAAGCAUAGUCAAAUGUAGUAAGACAUAAAUUAGCUAGAGGAACACCUCCACCUUCAUAUCCAAAUGGAUGGUAUCGUCUUUGUAGAAGUUCAGAAUUGAAGAUUGGGUAAAAAAUUUCAUAAUAAUAAAAUAUAGAUAAGUAGAAGAAAUCAAAUUUGCUGGUCGACAUAUAGCUUACUAUAGAGGAACAGAUAAAGUUGUUUAUGCAGUUGCUGCUUAUUGUCCACAUAUGGGAGCUAAUUUAGGAAUUGGUGGAUAAGUUAAAUUCAAAUCUUGUAUCGAAUGUCCAUUCCAUGGAUGGGCAUUUGAUGGUAAAACUGGAUUAUGUGUUAAUUCUGAAAAAUUAGACCCUAAAAUUGUAUCAACUUAUUGUUACAAUAAUAUUGAAAAGAUGAAUCCUAAUUAAAAAGGAGAAUAUUUACAAAAAGUAGAAGAAGGAGAAAUAAAAAUAAAAACUUAUCUUGUGAAAGAAUUAAGAGGAAUAGUUUAUAUAUGGUUGCAUUGUUUGGAAGCUAAACCAUGGUAUGAUCCAAUAGUAGAGAAGAGUGAUCAUCUUUAAUUAAGAGGAGAGAGUGUGAAUUAUGUAAAUUGUCACAUUUAAGAAAUUCCUGAGAAUGGAGCAGAUGCAAGACAUUUUGAUUAUAUUCAUUCAUCAGUAAAUGAUUAUAUUCCAACAUGGUUAAUAAGUUUUAAAUGGACAAUGAAGAGUUUACCUGCAAAUGAUCCAGAUUUUUAUAAGAAGAUGGAACAUAAUAAAGAAAAGGUUAGAAAAUAUUAAAAGAAUUUAUUUGAUUAAUAUUUAUCAAAUAAAGAAUUACGAUAAUAUAUGAAUGUUUUAUGUUUAGAUGCUUAUUUAGUAUUUUUUAAUAAAUGGAAGUUUAAUGUAAUAUGGGCAACUGGAUUUUAAAUGGGGCCAGCAACAGUAGCAUUAUAUGUAUUAUCUGAUGUUUUUGAAGCUUUAUAUAAAUAAGCAAUAUAACCAGUAGAGAGAUUCAAUUUAAAAGUGUUUCAUACAUUAUAUACAACAAGUUCAUUACCUUAUUGGGCAAGUGCUUAUAUUUUAGGUGGUGAAUUAAGAUAAGUAAUUGCAGAUGUUAGUUUAUGGAAUAAUAAAAUAUUUACAGAUAAAGUUGCUUAUAAUUUAAAAGGUGAUGCUGAUCCAUUAUUAUUAAGAUGGAGAUAAUGGUAUGCACAAUUUUAUGAAGGAUCCAGAGAAUUUGAAAAAAGUUUAGAUGCUUUAGAAUGGUGA
Paramecium sonneborni is the source of this 1359-nucleotide messenger RNA. The record is from the annotation of a GenBank genome assembly. Lineage: Eukaryota; Ciliophora; Oligohymenophorea; Peniculida; Parameciidae.